Dovyalis caffra is the source of this 175-nucleotide messenger RNA. The record is from the annotation of a GenBank genome assembly. NCBI's taxonomy places the organism in Eukaryota, Viridiplantae, Streptophyta, Magnoliopsida, Malpighiales, Salicaceae.
CGAUGUCCCACUAGCUAAUGAACUACUUAAUGGGAAUAAAAGUGUCGGCCUUCCUAAGCAUGCACUAACCUUAAUUAUUGCUUGCCAGGAAGUAGAACAAGACCAUGCUAGCUGGGAUUACAAAAGUACAAGGUACAAAACCACUUGGCAACUAAAGUUACAACAACAAGACUGA